Molecule: messenger RNA, 1290 nt
Organism: Amphibalanus amphitrite
Lineage: Eukaryota; Metazoa; Arthropoda; Thecostraca; Balanomorpha; Balanidae
Exons: 2
Coding region: 79-765 (228 amino acids)
Molecular function (GO): nucleic acid binding; zinc ion binding
Source: RefSeq, a predicted model, not a curated record
CACGAGCGGGUACGGGUGUGAAUAGAGGCAUCUGAGUGUACUGGACUUUUUGCAUUACUACAAGCUAUUUCGGCAACCAUGUCACAGGAAAGCGCUGUGGCAAGUUCGGCGCUGGACAUGCGGCUAAUCCCCGAGUUCGAUGGCGGUAACGCCUCUGUGGAAGAGUGGCUGGAUAAGACGGAGCUCGUCUGUCAGCUGCGCGGAGUGUCCGACAUUCAAACCGUCGUCCCCCUGCGGUUGACCGGCGGAGCCUUCAGCGUCUACCAGCAGCUGAAGCCCGAGGAGAAGCUGCAGUACUCUGCCGUCAAAGCUGCCCUGCUGCGGGCGUUCGCUGUGGAUAAGUUCCAGGCGUACGAGGAGUUCACGGCGAGAAGACUUCGUGUCGGCGAGAGCGUCGACGUCUACCUGGCAGACCUGCGGCGGCUGGCCUCCCUGUUCGGCGGGCUCGGCGACACGGCGCUGAUGUGCGGCUUCGUGGCCGGUCUCCCGGAUGCGGCGAGGCAUACCUUGAGGGCCGGCUGCCGCAUGGAGAGCCUGACGCUGGCCGAGCUGGUGGAGCGGGCUCGGGCGCUGAUGGCAGAGAAUGCCGUCGCUGCAGCCGCUGCCGCCGCUGCGCCGGCCCGUUCCCGCCACACGCCGGCGUCAUCACGGUGUUACCGCUGCGGUCGAGCCGGUCACUUCGCUCGUGACUGCCGGGCGGAGAGGAGAGCGGACAUCAUCUGUUUCCGGUGCGAGCAGCCAGGACACGCCGCAGCCCAAGAGUAAGAGGCGCGCUACCGACGGUGCAGCUGCUGGUGAAUGGGCAGCGCAGAGUGGCUGUUAUCGACUCGGGCUGCAGCUGCACCAUCAUCCACGAGUCGUGCUGCGCGAGCUGGAGACGGUGCGGCGUGACUGUAAUGGCCGUCAACGGGUCCCGGCUGCCAAGCAGCGGAGUAACGGAGGUGGCGGUUCAGCUGAAGAGCGGCGGGCCCGCGGUGACGCUCAGCGCCGUGGUAGUGCCGGACAAACCACUGGGCGUGGAUAUGCUGGUGGGGAUGACCGGCAUCGCGGCGCUGGGCGGGGUGACAGUGCGGGCGGCGGACGAUGUGGUGUUCGGUGCCAGCGAGAGGCCCGACGUGGCCGUGCCGGGCCCGGGAGGGGUGCCGCCGCGAUGCAGCGCCGUGACGCCCCCGGCGUUGACCGUGGAAGAGCGAGACUUCACGGUCACUUAUGACGCGAAAAGUCAACACUGGACGGUGGCGUGGAAGUGGCGGAACGGGGCGGAGCCAGGGUGCCUGAGGAACGGUGUCC